AUGGGCCGACAGAAGAAGCCACGAGUCGGAGCCACGUCAGUUCAAGUCGUCGAAUCAGACUUUGACGAUGAACCAGCGACAGUUCAACUUCCCCGUCGUCGUUCAAACCGACCUGGUGCUGGCGUUGGAGGCAGGAAUUCUCAACUAGAGAAAAUAGGAAAUGCCAUCCAGACUCCAGUCAGAGCAUCCAGCAAAUCGAAGGUUCAGAAUGUGGUUGUCCCUUCGGAUGAGCCUGAAAAUGCGAUGGCUCUGGUGGCGAAGAAGAAGGGGAGAGGAAAAGCACCUCGGCAGCUUGAGAGAAACCUGAGUGUAAUACAGGAGGCAUCCGAGUCAAGCCUCACUGCCGCAGAUCCCAUACCUACUCUACACGUCACAGACCAAGGGAGGUUUGGAUUGCAGGAUCGUCCGAUUCCCUCAGCAUAUCCCUAUGUUCGUGAUCGCGGUACCUCUCAAGGUGCUUCUCACUGUGGUGCUUCUCGUGGCACCUCUCGUGGCACUUCUCAGCGCAGUGUAUUUCGUGGUGCAUCUCGCACUAGCAGUGUCCCUCAUGGUGCCCCUCUUCACGACCCUCAGGCUGAUAGGAUCGGACCUCCAGCUGUCCAGCAUCCUGCCAGUGCCACAGUUGGCGCACAUGUUGUUUCUCAUGAUCCUCCUGAGUCCUCUGUCAGUGAUCGACGCUUGGGCUCAUCUACUAUUCCCAUUCGCAACCCUUUAGUUCAGCAGCAUCUGUCAGCCACCAUGACACCCCACUGCGCCGUUGCUUGCCCUCCUGCUUUCGGUUCCUCCAGUGGUCCAGAUAUUUUUGUUGACGAUGCUGAAGAAGGUAACAAAGAAGCGGAUGGAGAAGGGGACAUUGAAGAGGAUGUCAUGUAUAAUGAGGGAGGAGAUUCUGCAGAAGAAGAUGUCAUUGAUAUCGAUAUGGAGCACGAGGAGGAUUUUCGCAGGACUGACGACAUCAUGCAACCCUCAGAACACGAUGAUCAAAUGUACCCCAGCAACCAAGUCAGACGCCCUGCGCAAGCACCUGAUCAAGGUGCAUAUUUUCAGGAUGAGGAUUCUAAUCGUGACAACGUAGGAGCGACUGGCAUGUAUCGGAAUGAUCGCACCUCUAGCAGGAAGAGUAAAGACCGGCACAUCAACAUAGCUCAGGCGCCGAAGCGAGCGAGCCUGCAAAGCACUGACAAACGAGCUCGGAGUCGUUCGAACACCCUAGUGGUUCCUAAUAUCGAUUAUGAUGUCCUCCAGGCUCACCACAAGAAGAAUCAUCGGCCAUGUUCACCGUCCCCUACAUAUUUGAACAGCGUGCGGAAUCGCCAUCUGAAGACUAAGUGUGCUCACACAAGAAACACCCUGUCAAGUGAUGACUCUGACCAGUCUGAGCAGGACGACUUGGAGGACCUCGCCAAUGAGGUCGAGAUUGAUACUGGGAGGCGCCGCCGCACCAAGAAAGCGAAAGGUGCUACUACUAAUCGUGAUGCAACUAAUGUUGGGUUCUACCCGUCACUCUGGCAAAAACUUCUUGACCGCGCGAAGGCUAAUUUCAGGCUUCAUAUUGCUAUUUCAGUCCCGUUCCCUGACAAAGAGGAAUCCAUUGGCAGUACUGGAGUCUGUGGUGAAGUGAUCGCAGAAGCGAUUGUGCACUGGCAAGAACAGAAACGCAAACUCGAGAAAGCAUAUGAAGGCUACUACCCUGAAUUCAAGAUGGAGAUGGCUACUGUGGUUCUUAACGACGCUGCGACAUUCCGCAGCAAGGUCAAACAGAUCACACUUACUGUCAUUCCGAUGGUAUAUGAACUAGCACUUGGCAUCAACGGGAAUACAAUCGAUAGCAUCAAACUCAAGGCAACUGGUUUGUUGAAGAAAGCAAUGUAUCUACAUGGCCAUCCUGAUUCUGAGGGUUGUGCAUCUAACUUUGCGAACGACGUGAUCCGGAUCGCUUGCCAUAAGUCAUUUUAUGACAAUGGUUCCAAAUCACUCAAGCAAUUCGCUGAGUUUCAGAAGACCGUUCCACCCCCAGCGCUCUUUCUCGUUGGGACUAUUGUGAGUGUGCCUGUAGUAUGCUUAAAUAAAUAUGGCCAGGUAAAUGGCGCCAAGCAGACACCUAUUGAGGAUUUGGAGGCUUCCUAUGAUCGUAUUUCGACGUUGUUUGACCGCAUGAACAAAGACGAGUAUCACGGACCGAAACUGCGUCAAAUGCUCAAAGCUUGGGCAUUGGAAGGCAUGAACGCACAUGGCGCCGUCUUUGGUGCUGACGAAGGUGACGACGGCUGUUCAGAGUGGGAUGUUGAUCUCGAUUAG
Messenger RNA from Suillus plorans, 2298 nucleotides. RefSeq lists its product as uncharacterized. The coding region runs from base 1 to 2298 and encodes 765 amino acids. Lineage: Eukaryota; Fungi; Basidiomycota; Agaricomycetes; Boletales; Suillaceae. The record is from RefSeq and is a predicted model, not a curated record. The transcript has 10 exons.